Schistosoma turkestanicum is the source of this 423-nucleotide messenger RNA. Lineage: Eukaryota; Metazoa; Platyhelminthes; Trematoda; Strigeidida; Schistosomatidae. The record is from the annotation of a GenBank genome assembly.
AUGGAGAUCACGAGUGUACACUCACCAGGUCGCAAAUUGACGUGGACAAAUUCCUGUACAUGGUACUUGACUCAUUCGACAGAUCAGCUGACCAAUUCAUGGGCAAUGACCUCUCUUCAAUGUAGAUCAAAAUAUCCACCUGGAACACGGAGAUUUCUGCAAGUGGAAACCAAUGAAACCAUACAUAACAAGGAUGAUGACAAUUAUAUCAAUAAUAUCAUUGAAAAUAUUAAUAAUACUGAUAAUAAUGCUAAUACUAAUACCACGAAUAAUAAUAAUAAUAAUAAUAAUAAUAAUAAUAAUAACAAUAAUAAUAAUGACAUUGUUGAUAUAUUGGCAAUAGUAAAAGUGAUAGCAAUUGUAGUAAUAACACUGAUAAUUGCAGUGACAAUAAUGCGAAGAUCAGUGCACACAUCUGCAUGA